AUGAAAUCCCACAAACUAACAUGUGAGAUUUGUGAGUCACCCACGGCAAGAUCAGUACAUUUUGGUGCCCGUUCAUGCAAAGCGUGUGCCGCGUUUUUUCGCCGAACUGUGGCACUCAAUGUUGUCUACGAGUGCAAGGAACCAGCGCCUUGUAGAAUUCACUACGAAAAGCGUAUGGCCUGUAAGAAAUGUCGUUAUGACAAAUGUAUUGCAGCCAACAUGAGUCGUGAAUUGGUGAGAUCUACAGGAGGCGCUGAAAGGAUUUCGCCUGCUAGGAGGGAAAGUACAUCAAAAACUCAGGAGACUGCAUUCGAAUUUGCGGAAUUUACUGAGAGUACAGCUGCGGGGGACUCGCUAGGACCAACUGAAUAUCCGGAAGUAUUGCGUAUUCCUAUAGCCCCAGAACAAGGGAAGGAAAGCCGCCGGUGGGUCAUUGAUCACUACAAACGGAUAGAAGGUACUCUAAACAACCGACGAAGAAUAAUGUACACUGAUGCGAAGAUGAUUAAUGUUUUCUCGACAAUGUGCGAAUGUCCGUACGAGAAACGACAUCUGAAGCCUCUGAACUACAGAGAGUACAUUGGCAACAAUAGGUCAGACUUCAUAAUGUUAUACGAUUAUGCUAUCGCUUUCCUCCAGUUUGAUGACCUAGAACCAUUUGAAAAGCAUGCUCUUUAUCGAUACGUUUGCGGUGUUGAUUCAUUAUUAAACUCGGCUUAUUUCACUUGCUGUCUUUCUUACGAAGACAACUGGAUGGUGUUAAAUUCUUGUGAGUACAUUUGUGUUGACCCGAUGCCGAUGACCGGUGAUGAACCGUGGGCUCAACAUUUGUUCGCCAGUAAAGAAGACGAGGCCAAGUACAAAUCAAUCGUACCGCGGAAAGCAUCGCUGUGGCACAGUUUGGUAGUGCCAUUUCAUCGGCUCAAUCUUAAGUUCGAUGAGUUUUGCCUUCUAAAGGCACUCAUUUGCUGGCAUAUUGGUCAUUAUAAAUUUGGCGACAAUGGGCGAAGAAUAUGUUGCAAACAACGUAAUUUGCUUAUAAAGUGCCUCAACGACCUUGCUGUUGAAAGAACGAAUUGUCCAGAAGAGCGAAUCGGGGACUUGAUCUUGUUCAUAUCGUGCGUUUUUCAACAAAUGUUGGAGCUUGUCAAUUCAUUGGUUAUGAUCACAUUCUUCGAUAUCUUCGAAUAUGACGAUGUUAUGAGAGAGUUCUUCACAUUCGACAGUUUUUAA
Necator americanus (New World hookworm) is the source of this 1233-nucleotide messenger RNA. RefSeq lists its product as uncharacterized. The record is from RefSeq and is a predicted model, not a curated record. The transcript is spliced from 10 exons. The coding region runs from base 1 to 1233 and encodes 410 amino acids. NCBI's taxonomy places the organism in Eukaryota, Metazoa, Nematoda, Chromadorea, Rhabditida, Ancylostomatidae. Gene Ontology annotation, molecular function: sequence-specific DNA binding; DNA-binding transcription factor activity; zinc ion binding. Gene Ontology annotation, biological process: regulation of DNA-templated transcription.